AUGAAGCAAUCGAAUGAAGAAUUCGUGAGAUUUCUAGGCGAAGGUACUUACGGUUACGUUCUUCUCGUCAAAUACACUAAUCCCGACGGCUCCUCUUUUCUCGCCGCCGUAAAACACUCUUACGCCGCCGAAUACGACAGUCUUCAAAAAGAGUUACAGAUUCUGCGCGAACUCAGAGGAUGCCCGAGAAUAGUUAAAUGCUUCGGAGAUAGUUUGGAACAAGGUCUCAGCUCUGACGGAAACAAAGUCCACAAACUGCUUCUCGAAUACGCAUCGGAAGGUAGCUUAAACGCUUUCAUGGAGAAUCACACCGACAGAAAGCUGCCGGAAUCCAUGAUCAAAGACUUCACUCGGAUGGUUCUCGAAGGUCUUGUCUCGAUUCACGAUCACGGUUUUGUUCAUUGCGAUCUGAAAUCGGCCAAUCUACUUGUGUUCCGGUGUAAUGAUUCGUACGAACUGAAGAUCUCGGAUUUCGGAAACGCGUUAGAAGUAGGACAAGUUCCUGAUUACUGGGAAACUGAUUUCCCGUAUGUUGGGACGCCGAUUUACAUGCCGCCGGAGUCUUUCCGUGACGGAGUCGCAUUCCGUGACGCAAGUCGCAAAGAACAACUUCAGCCUCUUUCCGACGGCGAGUCGCAAGAAAAACCCUAG
Molecule: messenger RNA, 651 nt
Organism: Microthlaspi erraticum
Lineage: Eukaryota; Viridiplantae; Streptophyta; Magnoliopsida; Brassicales; Brassicaceae
Source: the annotation of a GenBank genome assembly